AUGUUUAUUGCUUUGUGGGAGUUCUUCUAUGGGCACUUUUUUCGAUUUUGGAUGAAAUGGCUCUUACGACAGAUGACUGGAAAAUGUGAAUUGCAGCGAAUUUUUGACACCUAUGUAGGUGCACAAAGGACGCACAGGAUAGAAAAUUCCUUGACAUACUCCAAGAAUAAGGUUUUACAGAAAGCUACACUUGUUGUUCAGAGUGAAGUGGACAGAUGUGUAGAAGAUAUAAUGAAGGAAAAGAAUAUUAACCCUGAGAAGGAUGCCAGUUUUAAAAUCUGCAUGAAGGCAUGCUUACUACAGAUAUCCGGUUACAAACAGCUCUAUUUGGAUGUAGAAAGUGUGAGAAAAAAGCCGUAUGAUUCUGAUAACCUGCAACAUGAAAAGCUGCUUAUCAAGCUUUGGAAUCUUCUAAUGCCCACGAAAAAGUUGAAGGCUAGAAUCUCCAAGCAGUGGGCUGACAUUGGUUUCCAGGGUGAUGAUCCCAAAACAGACUUCAGAGGCAUGGGCAUACUUGGAUUAAUCAAUCUUGUAUAUUUCAGUGAAAAUUACACCAGUGAAGCUCAUCAGAUUCUUUCCCGUUCAAAUCAUCCAAAAUUAGGGUAUUCUUAUGCAAUAGUUGGAAUCAAUCUUACAGAGAUGGCUUAUAGCUUACUGAAGAGUGAAGCUUUGAAGUUUCACCUCUACAACUUUGUUCCUGGUAUACCAACAAUGGAACACUUUCACCAGUUUUAUUGUUAUCUUGUGUAUGAAUUUGACAAGUUUUGGUUUGAGGAAAAGCCAGAAAGCAUUAUGUAUUUCAACGUGUACAGAGAGAAGUUUCAUGAAAAGAUUAAAGGACUCUUACUGGAUUGUAAUGUAUCACUUACUUUAAAAAUAUGA
This is a messenger RNA of Budorcas taxicolor (takin), 882 nucleotides long. It is a transcript of the gene ELMOD2, whose product is annotated as ELMO domain containing 2. Gene Ontology annotation, molecular function: GTPase activator activity. Bases 1 to 882 code for a protein of 293 amino acids. Gene Ontology annotation, cellular component: membrane. The transcript has 8 exons. NCBI's taxonomy places the organism in Eukaryota, Metazoa, Chordata, Mammalia, Artiodactyla, Bovidae. The record is from RefSeq and is a predicted model, not a curated record.